AUGGCUGCCAUUACCAAUGGAGCGGCCAAUGGUCUGCCCAAUGGCGAUCGACCAGCCGGGCCUGCCAGCACUCGAUUUUCAGAUAUCCCUUCCGCCAUCGAUAUUCCAGUUCAAGGAGACCAGGAGGAUGAAGCUGUCGAAAUUGAUCUCGAAGAUCUCUUGGACGACCCUACCGAACUCUGCACUCUAUUUGAAAACGAAAGAGCCGCCAAAACCUACUGGAUGACGGUUGCGCUUGCGUAUGCGAAGCAGAAAAAGAUUGACCAUGCUAUUGAAAUGCUCAUACGUGGCAGCGGCGCCAUCCAGAGCAGCAACCCACGCGAUAAGGUCAGCAUGAUUUGCUGCUUGUGCUGGAUGUAUCUAUGGAAGAGCCGCGAGGCCCCGCGUGUUGCGCCCGACGGUGUGCGAGUUUCCGAGGCCAAGACGAAAGAAUAUUACCUCCAGUUGGCCACUGCAUCGUUGAACGACGCUGCCCGGCUGAACCCCUCGUUCCCGCCAAUUUUUCUCGCCCGUGGUGUUUUGCUGCUCUUGCGGGCGUCCCUACAGGCCCCUGCAAAGACAGCUGGAGGAAUCGGCUCUGAAAAGAACGAAUUGCUAAAGACAGCAGUAAAAUCCUUUGAUGACGCGCUUCGAGUAUCCCAGGGCAAAAAUAUGCUUGCUCUUAUGGGCAAGGCAAGAGCCUACUUCUCUUUGCACAAAUAUCCUGAUGCCUUGGCAACCUACCAGGAUGUUCUUCACAAGAUGCCUGAUUUGGUAGACCCUGAUCCACGAAUCGGCAUUGGAUGUUGCUUCUGGCAACUCGGCUUUAAGGAGGACGCCAAGGUGGCAUGGGAGCGAAGCUUGGAAAUCAACCCCGAAUCCAAGAUUGCCAAUAUCCUGCUCGGUCUCUUCUAUCUCGACGCCAGCGGCCAUGUGCCUGUCAACAGUGAUGAUUUCUUAAAAUUAUACAGAAAAGCCAUGACAGAGUAUACACAGAAAUCAUUCAAGCUGGACAAAGACGUCCCCAUCACUUGCUCUACUUUCGCUGGAUACUUUCUGUCAAGAAAAGCCUGGGAAAAUGCAGAUAAACUAGCCCACAAAGCUAUUCAAUAUACAGAUGUCAACGCCAUUGCCAGCGAUGGUUGGUAUCUGCUCGCGAGAAAAGCCCAUUACAACGAAGAUGCCGAAAAAGCCAGCGAUUAUUACCGUCGUGCCGACGAUGCACGCGGAGGUGCGGACAUAGGAUACCUGCCGGCCAAGUUUGGUGUGGCUCAAUUAUCUGUUCUGAAGAAUGAUCUCGGUGAAGCCAAGCUUCUUCUUGAGAAGAUGAUUCAGCAAUCCAAGAACCAUGAAGCCAUGAUCUUGCUGGGAACACUCUAUGCUGAAGAAAUCUUUGCAGGUCAAAAGAGCGAUAGCAAAGAAGACAAGUCUGCUGAGAUGAAGAAGGCCAUCACACUCCUAGAGGGCGUCCGGAAUGCCUGGAAAGAUCCCAAACGGACGGUUGCUCCAGAUGCCUCCGUCUUGCUGAACCUGGCGCGUUUAUAUGAGCUGGACCAACCCGAAAAGGCCUUCCACUGUCUCCAGCAGGUCGAACAGCUUGAAUUUGACCAAAUACCAAAGUCAGAGCGACGCACAGAUAUAGAAGAUGAGGCGGCCGCACAGAUAGAGAGAAGAAAGCUUCUCCCCCCUCAGCUUCUGAACAACAUUGGUUGCUUCCAUUACCAAGCCGAGAAGCACGAGCUGGCCAGCGAGAUGUUUGAGGCUGCCCUGAGCGCAUGUAUGAGAAUCGGCGUCAAGGAACCCAGCAUGGACACAGACGCACUAGUCUCCAGCAUUAGUUUCAACCUCGGCCGAAGCUACGAGUCAAGAGGUUUGGCGGACAAGGCGAUGGAGGUUUAUGAAGGCCUGCUCGCUCGCCAUGACGAUUACACGGAUGCUCGCACCAGAUUGGCGUACAUUAAACUGCGAAAGAACCCUAACAAGGACGGCCCAGAUGCUGUCGCCAAGCUGUAUCAGGAAAACACAAGUGACUUGGAAGUUCGAGCUCUGUACGGUUGGUAUCUUGGCAAGGUACACUCUAGAAAGCGGCCAGCCAACAUUGUGGAGGACCCGGAAUUCCGUCAUUACAAGCACACCUUGCAAAACUAUGACAAGCAUGAUCGUUAUGCUCUCAUCGGCAUGGGCAACCUUUAUUUGCUGCAAGCCAGAGAGAUGCGACGCGAGACGGAGGCAGACAAGCAGAAGCGAAGCGUCAUCUAUGGCAAGGCCGUGGAGUUCUUCGAAAAGGCUCUUUCACUUGAUCCCAAAAACGCCUAUGCUGCUCAGGGUGUCGCUAUCGCGUUGGUGGAAGAUAAGAAGGACUACAAGAGCGCCCUCACGAUCCUCAAUAAGGUUCGGGAAACAGUGAGAGAGCCUCAUGUGUAUGUCAAUCUGGGUCACGUCUACGCGGAACUAAGACAGUACUCCAAAGCAAUUGAGCACUACGAAAUCGCUCUUACCAAGGAGGGAAAAGCCAAUGACCCAGUCAUUUUGUCAUGUCUGGGUCGCACAUGGUUGAACAGAGGUCGCUCAGAGAGGGACAUUGACGCCUACACCAAGGCCCUCGAGUGCGCGCAACAGGCUCUCGAAGUUGCACCGGAUCAAGUGCACUACAAGUUCAACGUGGCCUUUGUGCAAAUCCAGCUCGUCACCACGAUCCAGAACCUGCCCGAGAAUAGAAGAACCGCUGAGCAACUUGAGACAGCCGCGGCUGGCCUCGAAGCCGCCAUUGAAUCACUAGACACCAUUGCCACGCUCCCUCAAACUCCUUACCCCAAGCACGACAUUGAACAACGUGCCAACAUGGCACGCAACACGCUCCGCAAACAGCUCGAGCGAGCCAUCGCGAAACAAAAGGAAUGGGAGGAGAAGAACAAGGAAAAGAUCCAGGCAGCCAAGGAGCAACGUGAGGCCGAACUCAAGCGCCGCGAGGAGAAGCGCCAAGAAAUCCUCGAAAAGGAGCGGGAGCGCCAAGAAAAGAUUCGCAAGGAGCGAGAGGCUAUCGCUAUCCGGGACCGAGCCCUCGCCGAACAACGCGCGGAAGAGGAACGCCAGAGGCUGGAGGCGGAAAUGACCACCGACGCCGAGACGGGUGAAAAGGUGAAGCGGAAGAGCAGGUCGGCAGCGCGCGCUGGCGAAGGGAGAACCAAGAAGGCAGCUAAGAAGAAGACGGUGGACCGUGACGAGGACGAUUCAGAGGACGAGUCGCGUACCAAGAAACGGAGGCGUCUCACGAAGAAGGAGUCGUCCAAAUUCAAGUCGGCGGAGAUUGUUGUCGACAGCGAUGACGAGCCGGGAGGUGAGGACGAUGCUUUGGAACAGGCAGAGAGGGAAAUGGAGCGUGACGCAACGCCCGCGUCGGAAGGCGAUGAUGACAUGACAGCCGAUAGGAUGGAUGUGGAUGAGGAUGAUGCCCCUGCUCGUAGCGGCGGCGAGGAUGAAGAUGACGACACCGCUGCCCAUCAGGCCAAGCGUUCGAGAAGAGGGAGGGUUGUAGAGGAGAGCGACGAGGAGGAAUAG
This is a messenger RNA of Metarhizium album ARSEF 1941, 3537 nucleotides long. RefSeq names its product Tetratricopeptide-like helical. The record is from RefSeq and is a predicted model, not a curated record. Bases 1 to 3537 code for a protein of 1178 amino acids. The transcript has 2 exons. Gene Ontology annotation, biological process: regulation of DNA-templated transcription. Gene Ontology annotation, cellular component: Cdc73/Paf1 complex. Gene Ontology annotation, molecular function: RNA polymerase II complex binding. NCBI's taxonomy places the organism in Eukaryota, Fungi, Ascomycota, Sordariomycetes, Hypocreales, Clavicipitaceae.